Molecule: messenger RNA, 681 nt
Organism: Penicillium subrubescens
Lineage: Eukaryota; Fungi; Ascomycota; Eurotiomycetes; Eurotiales; Aspergillaceae
Exons: 1
Coding region: 1-681 (226 amino acids)
Source: RefSeq, a predicted model, not a curated record
AUGCCUCUCACUACUCCAACACCAUCUACUGCUGUCGCUAGCGCUAUUGCUGAACGUCUAUCAGGCUUUGCCUACGCCCAGGGAGCUAGUGUCACAUUUUGCGAUGCCCGGCGGCGUGGUGAGCCAGGCAUCUAUGAAGCGCGAAAUGGCGAGCUAGCACUAGCCACCCAAGGCACAACCCAAGUACAACGUUCAUUUCUUGCGGAAAUAUUCCAAGGCGAGUUUGACAGAUAUGACGGACAGGACGCUCUUUAUUUCACAACGCAAUGCCCAGUGCUGCAUGCCCCCAGCUACCUUGCGUCGUCCAGCAGAAUUGAUCAUAAUGCUACCUCAAACCCUGCCAUCGCAGGCUAUAUUCCGCGUCUUACCAAGCUGGCCGAAUUAGUCCCAAUACUCUCCCAGGGGCAUCCCUUUGCUACCGUGGAGGAGUCAAUCCUAGAUGUUAUUCAUGAUUGGAGUAAGCCAGGCUUCAACUGGGUUGACUGGAAUCAGUCUGAUGAAGCUACAAAACUUCACAAGACUGAUCUCCUAGAUCACGCCACUCCUGCCCAGCUUGAAAAGCUCCUCACUGCCAUUGUACGCCAGGAUCGCUUCCUUGAGGGACUCAUUGAAAGGACCUACAAAUCAAGACUACUCUUGCGCAUUGCCGGAAGAGCAGCGGCAAUUCUUCAGCUGGCUUAG